Molecule: messenger RNA, 1506 nt
Organism: Entrophospora sp. SA101
Lineage: Eukaryota; Fungi; Glomeromycota; Glomeromycetes; Entrophosporales; Entrophosporaceae
Source: the annotation of a GenBank genome assembly
AUGUCAGUUUUAGAAACAGAAUUACAAAUUAGUACCGACGAAGAAGGAUUAGAAAAUAAAGUAUCUAAUAAUCUCAAUGACGAUAAGUUAAAAAAAUUAAGAAUUGCGACUGAUUCAUUAGGUGGUCAUGCUGUUAUCGGAGAACUUUCAAAACCAUAUGAUAUCUUGACAAAUACCAUUAUGGAAUUAAUCAAAAAAAAUUACAAUUCAUUUGAGUUUGCACAAUACAGCAAAAAGAUUUAUCAAAAUUACUAUAAUAAUUUAUUAAGUCUAAUUGCAGCUUUAAAGAAAUCACAACAAUUAAUUACCGAUUUGUCAUUUCUUUGGAAUUUACAUAAAUUUAGAACUACUAACAUUAUUAAAAGACGUUUUGAAAGAGUCACAAAAGAAUUUGAUAAAGUUUUAUCAGACUUAAAGUUGGAGAAGCCUUUUGAUUUUGUAACACAAAAAAAGAAAGAUUUAAAAGCUGUAGAACAUGAUAUUUCAAUAAUUACUAAGUUUCUUGAAAGAGCUGAAGGAUCUAUAACAGUAUCAAAAUUUCUAGUUAACCCAAUUUUCGAAGAAACCAUAUUAGUCAAAGCACACUUGAAUGAAAAUAAUAAUACAAAUAAUUCAAAUGAAAUGAAAGUCAAAGAGAUUCCAUCUGAUGAAUUAAUAAAUAUAUACAAUCAAUUUGUGAGGAAAGAUCAAUAUGGUGGUGCUGGCAAUGUUAAAGUUAGAAAGUGGCUGUCAAGUGGUGGUGGCAGUGGUAUUGAAAAAAAGAAGAAAACAAAAAGUAUUCUAGUUGCAUGUAAAAGAUAUGAGCAACAGCCACAAAAAUUUUUUGAUAAUCUUAUUCUACUCCCCAAAUUAAAUAAUUGUCCAAAUAUUUUAAAAUUCUAUGCACUUUCGGUUGUUAAAGAUUGGAAUUAUCACAAUUCAACAAAUUCAAGUUUUAGAGAAGUAAUGGAUUUUGGAAAUGAUCCUAAUAUAAUAGAACGAUCAUAUUCUAAAUUGAUUAGAGCUGAUUUUGAUAUAUCAACCGUUGACAUAAAAGCUGCAGCGAUGUCCUGGAAUUCUUUUGCCAAUCCUAACAUAAAGGAUAGAGAUGAUGGUUUGGCAUCAACAUUAAAUUAUUAUAAUUAUUACCAAAGAAGUCCUUAUCAACAACGAUAUAAUUUGUACAAACAACCUCCUUAUUCACAAGAUUAUGUCAAUUGGAAGCAAAAUGUUACAUAUCAGGAUUAUUAUUAUGACUCAUGUUCAAUGCUUGAUCCAGUAUUAGAACAGAAUUACCCCACUAAUCCAAAACGUGUUGAUAAACAUGAUCGUGGUCAAAUCCUAUUAACAAUAAACGUGGAAUUCGAGGAUGGUCAUACUCAAGCAAUCUGUGUUCAUGUCAACGAUGAACCUGCUGAUUUGGCAAAAGAUUUUUGUGAUUUAUGGGGGGUAACAAACCCGGUGGUAGAACCCGCAUUUGAAGGUUUAAUUAAAGAGGAAAAAGAUAAAAGACUUGGUUCACUUUGA